AUGUCAGCGUCCGGCAAAGGGCAUGCUCGACAUGAUACGGCAUUGAUACACUCCUUGACCUCGAGUGAGGUGCAGAGCCUGUCCGAAGCCUGCAUUGAAGCAAAGAGAAAAGCGUACUGCCCGUACUCCCACUUUCGAGUCGGCUGCUCAGUACUGCUCAACAAUGGCAGUAUUGUGCAAGGCGCUAACGUGGAGAAUGCUGCCUACCCGGUCGGCACCUGCGCGGAACGAGUGACCAUCGCAACGGCUGUCGUCAGUGGAGCAAAGAAGGGCGACAUCCGUGCAGUGGCCGUUGCGACCGACAUCUCGCCCCCAGCGAGCCCUUGCGGAAUGUGUAGGCAAUUCAUGCGGGAGUUCUGCGAACUCAGCAUGCCUGUGCUGAUGUACGACAAAGACGGCAAAUUGGUGGUCUUGACUCUCGAGCAGUUACUGCCCAUGUCAUUUGGGCCGGAGAAGCUCCUGACAACCGAGGAGUUGCAGAUCGGUCUGUCGCAGUGA
This is a messenger RNA of Baudoinia panamericana UAMH 10762, 498 nucleotides long. RefSeq lists its product as uncharacterized. NCBI's taxonomy places the organism in Eukaryota, Fungi, Ascomycota, Dothideomycetes, Mycosphaerellales, Teratosphaeriaceae. The record is from RefSeq and is a predicted model, not a curated record. Gene Ontology annotation, cellular component: cytosol. The transcript is spliced from 4 exons. Gene Ontology annotation, molecular function: zinc ion binding; cytidine deaminase activity. The coding region runs from base 1 to 498 and encodes 165 amino acids.